GUGGGUUCGAGUCCCAUCUGGGGUGAUUAUUUUUGCUUUGAGUGAAAGCUUUUGUUUUUGAUGAACAACGAUGAUGACGAUGACGAGAAAUGUUUCAAGCAAUUAAAAUUACCAGCAUCCGAAAAACAGCGCUUCAUCGGCUUUUGAGAUAAAAUCAGCUGACAGACAUGGAGAAACAGAGCAUCAAACUGUGCGUACUGCUGAGCACUUUGGCUGCAUCAGUGCAAACUUACCAGCUCCAAGAGGCCACUGUGUACUGGGAUGGUGCCCAGAAAAGUGUGAUCCUGAAGGAGGGGGUGAUGGAGACAGAGGGGGGAGCUUAUGGUUACUUCAAUGACACUCUGCUCCUCUCUGGAUGGGGCGUCUUGGAGAUCUGCGCAGGUCAUGGAGGGAUCACACAGGAAGAUGAGACCACCUUCUUCCUGGCUGGGUACCUGGAAGGUUAUCUCACUGCUGGACAGAUGUUCAGUCAUUACUCCAACAUGUACCCUCAACUCCUGAAGGAUGAGAAGGUUUUGAAUCCCCUGAAAAGGUUUUUAAGCCAGCAGGACCAGUGGGCCAGAGAGCAGGUGAGACUGAGGAGAUACAGCGAGCCCUUGUGGCAGCAUCUGGGACUGAUCCUGGCCCAGCUGGACGGACUCCACGCUGGAGCUGCACAGUGGGCCAAAAGCAAACACAGAGAGCCUCUCUCAGCAUUCGCCUUGCAGUUUCUGAAUGGGGUUGGCGACCUCCUGGACCUCGUCCCAGCUCUGACGCCUCGCUCCAACUCCUCCACAGGGGCCGGCACUUUCAGGAUGCCAGGAAUGGGCCACUGCACUGCUCUCAUCAAGGUGCUGCCCGGCUUUGAGAACCUGCUUUUUGGCCACUCUAGCUGGUAUACGUAUGCAGCCACCAUGCGUAUCUAUAAACACUGGGACUUCAGGGUGUCUGACACACACACCGCCACUGGAAAGAUGUCGUUCAGCAGUUACCCUGGCUUCCUGGUGUCUCUGGAUGACUUCUACCUGCUUGGCAGCGGCCUGCUGAUGACUCAGACCUCCAUCGGUGUCUUCAACGUCUCUCUGUUCUCCCAGCUGGACCCUCACAGCCUGCUGGCCUGGCAGAGAGUCCGCCUGGCCAACAGCCUGGCGCACAGCGGAGAGGAGUGGGCGCACAUCUUCUCCAAAUACAACUCAGGUACAUAUAACAGCCAGUACAUGGUGGUGGACCUGAGCAGGGUUUCUCUGGGUCACAGUAUCACGGAUGGAGCUCUGACUGUGGUGGAGCAGAUUCCCGGGAAGGUGAUGCACUCUGAUCAGACUCAAGUUUUACGCAAAGGUUACUGGCCAUCCUACAACAUACCAUUUCAUGUUGAAAUCUACAACCUGAGUGGGUACGGUGUGAUGUGGAAGAGAUACGGACAGGACUUCUCUUACGACCUCUGUCCCCGAGCCAAAAUCCUCCGCAGGGACCAGGCCAAGGUGUCUGACAUUGGCUCCCUCAAAUUCAUCAUGAGAUACAACAACUACAAGAGAGACCCCUACUCCAAGGGCCAUCCAUGUAAAACCAUCUGUUGCCGUAACGACCUGAGACCAAGGAGACCACGUCCAGGAGGUUGCUAUGACACUAAGGUGACGGACUACAAUAUGGCUGUCCAGCUUGCCGCAGAGGCAAUAAACGGCCCCACGACGCAGGGCCUGCGUCCGUUCUCAUGGCAAUCCUUCAAUCUCACAACUCAUCAGGGUCUCCCACACACCUACAAUUUUCCCUUCCUCCGUAUGAGGCCCACACUGCAUCGUCCCUGAGAGCACAGAUACAAAAAAAAUAUCCUACCAUCUAGGUAGAACAGGUCAUACUUUCCUGUUCAAAUCAAGAACCAAUGUACUGAACACCUGAGUCCUGGUGCACCUGUGAUUACUGGGCACAAUGUAGAAGCUUAGCAAAAUAUGAUAAAAAAUAUCCCUUUAAUUUGGUCAUAUAUAUAUAAUUGAAAUAUAAGUACAGUUUAAAUUCAGACAGUGCAUCGUCACAACUAAGAAUUGGUUGUUGAAGGGUUAAAUACAGACACGGGACCAUUUCCCAUUGUCAAUAUGCAAUCCAUUUGAAUUUAGUGAAACUAACUGUUAUUUAUUUUAAAGCUGAUGAAUGCCCGUCUGAGGUAGAAGGACUAUUUACUAAUCCAUUAGUACAUAAUGCUAAAAUGCAUUUUGAAAUCAACUUGCUUGUUUUAUCUUAACAUCAACCAUUAGCCACAGAGAUGACCCUAAUGGAAUCACUACUGCUCUCAUUUCUCAGUAUCCAUCCAAGAGUGGCAGCAUUAGGACUUUAUGACUCUUAAUUAACGUGAGGAUUAUGGAUUUAUUAAGAGGGUUUUCCACAGCCUGUGUAAAAGUUUGUUGCACAAGGUUUUGGAUUUUAGACAUCAGGGAAAUGUUAUUAAUUUUUUUAAAUUUUGAAAUCAAUUUAUUUGUUUGUUUUUUGGUUUUGUUUUAAGUUAUAUGGAAUGUUUCCUCAGGUUUAUACAGUGUUGAACAAAACGGUCCAA
This is a messenger RNA of Perca flavescens (yellow perch), 2524 nucleotides long. It is a transcript of the gene plbd1b, whose product is annotated as phospholipase B domain containing 1b. Bases 168 to 1784 code for a protein of 538 amino acids. Gene Ontology annotation, cellular component: extracellular region. Gene Ontology annotation, biological process: phospholipid catabolic process. NCBI's taxonomy places the organism in Eukaryota, Metazoa, Chordata, Actinopteri, Perciformes, Percidae. Gene Ontology annotation, molecular function: glycerophospholipase activity. The transcript has 11 exons. The record is from RefSeq and is a predicted model, not a curated record.